Rhagoletis pomonella (apple maggot) is the source of this 1030-nucleotide messenger RNA. RefSeq names its product N-alpha-acetyltransferase 40-like. Gene Ontology annotation, cellular component: nucleus. The record is from RefSeq and is a predicted model, not a curated record. Bases 137 to 736 code for a protein of 199 amino acids. Gene Ontology annotation, molecular function: histone H2A acetyltransferase activity; protein N-terminal-serine acetyltransferase activity; histone H4 acetyltransferase activity. Lineage: Eukaryota; Metazoa; Arthropoda; Insecta; Diptera; Tephritidae. The transcript is spliced from 3 exons.
GAAUAUUCGGUAUUAGUUUACUCGAGAUGGCAACGCUAGAUUUCACCUCUGUCUUCCCGCUCAAUUGGUCGAAAAUUUUUAAGCAAACAGCAUCUGUGAAAAAAAGUGUACAAAAUCAAAAAUAAUUGAAAAAAAGAUGACGAACGCCAAUUCUACGACUAAUCAACAGAGAAACGUUGAAAAUGCAGCUCGGGCUAAGAACCCUUUGGAAUCUGUGCCAGACACGUCCCAUUUCACCGCAAAGAAUGGCGCAGAAUACAAACUAUAUUGUCGGGCAAAAGGGGACAUGGACGCAAAAAUAUUAAAAUGGGCAUUUAAGUUGGCGGAGCGGAAUGUGAGCCCGUUUUAUAAAGCUUUGGAAAUGGGGUGGCAGCCAAAGGUAAAACAAAAUGACUUGAAUAAAAAGUGGGCACGUUAUUUAGUAGCAACAGACAAGAGUGGAGAAUCGGUGGCAUAUACCAUGUUUCGUUUUGAUAUGGACUACGGCCAUAGCGUGCUUUACUGCUACGAAAUGCAGAUAGAAAGCAGCUCCCAGCGUCAAGGACUUGGCAAAUUUAUGAUGAAUGCACUGGAACAGUGUGCUCGCCACUGGCAUAUGGACAAAGUUGUGUUAACGGUACUGAAAAACAAUACCAAUGCUACGGCAUUCUUUAAAGCUAUUGGCUACGGUUUGGAUGAGACGUCGCCUGACAUAUUGGAGAAAGCAGAAUAUGAGAUUCUGAGCAAGUGUAUAUAAAACAUCUUGACUAAUUACGAUGACGAUGUACAAAGUUGGCUUAAGUUUACAUUUCUCCUUUAUUUUACAACUCUGAAUAAUUAACAAAAUUCUACAAUAUAUAUUUCAUUACUAAAUUAAAUUAGGCGUUUGGCCUGUUCCUCCAUAUAUUUUGCGACGCGAAUGUCUUUCGCACUAAGACCACCAACAUCAUGUGUAGACAUUGUGACUUGCACCUUAUUGUAAACGUUGAACCACUCCGGGUGGUGGUUCAGUUUUUCGGCAAGCAGUGCAACACCGGACAUAAAACUGAAA